UCUACGCGGAACGGAAGCGAAUCCACGCUCCGCUGUGCAAUGUUUGAAAAGCGAUUGAAAUUUGAAAAUGCUUAGCACAAAAAUUAUCUGAAAGCUAUUUAAAUCACAGCAGUACUGCGUUUAAGUGUAAAGUGAUGGACGGGCUCUUCCAAAGCCACGAAAAGUGAAGCCCAAAUGGUGGGAAAGAAAAUGGCGGAGUAAACAACUACAAAAGCUACAACGUAAGCAGCGCGCAGCUUAAAACCAAAAAGAAGAAACAUUUUCGGCUGCUCGAAAUUAAUCUGGUUUUUAUGUUUUACUUUGUGGCGCGCGCGUCGCAGACAUAAAAUAAAAGACGUCGGACCGUAUCAGUGUAUGUGCAUGUGUGUGUGAGCGCGAGUGUUUGUUUGACCCCCCCUCUCCCUAUUUCACCCGGUUUGUGUUUGUAGAAAAUGUCAUAAAAACGUGAAAUUCAUUAGGCGACAAACAACAGCAACAACAAUUGUUUACAUUUUCGCUGCGCCUGUAAUUUAUGACAAAAAAGAGAGAUAAUUAAAAGCUGGAAAAGAGUCUACUCUACGUUUGAUUUGUUAAAAGAGUCGGACAAAGUACGGCCCCGGGGGCCAGUAGAGGCCCAUCAUGCAUCGUUCCCUCAAGCCGCAUGCGUCCACGGCACAAGCUAAGAAGGUUCAACCGCCAACAAUUCCUGGGGAUCCGCUGCAGCAGCAUCAGCAGCAGCAUCACCAGCACUACCACCCACUCCAGCAGUUGCCUUCAUCGCCCAGUGGAGGCAACCACCAGCCGCUGAUACCGCUGUACCGGCUUAGCGGACCACUCCGCCACCACCACCAACAGCAGCAGCAGGCGGACGAUGGGAUCAGCAUGAGUGGCAGCAGCAUUGUCUCGUCGCCCUCGCUGGAAGAGGGCGGCUUCAAUCUGCCGCGCGAGACGAGCGUGGCCCUGCGUAUGAAGGAUGAGGCGGGUGGUGCGCCCACAGCGGCCGUGACUCCGGCUCCACCGGCCGCCGGGAAAACCUCCGCCCCGCUGCCCAGCAUUGUGCCAUGCCCGCCGCCCGUUUUUUGUGCCACGUUGCGAGAACCGCUGACCCACAAGGCGGCGGUCUACUACCACCAGCAGCUAGCUCUGCAGGAGGAUCAGGGCAUCGAUCUGACCCAGUCUCCGGGACGCGACUCGCCCGGCUCCUCGUCGGGAUCGGCGGGCUCCGGUUCGCGGCACAGCACCGCCAGCCUGGACUCCGGUCGUGCCUCUUCCUACCUGACGGGAGUCUCCUCGUCGGGCGCCUCCAUACGGGCCCCGCUUUCCUCACCCCGUUGCAGCUCCGUCAGCUCCUGCUCCAUCGGCAGCGUGGACCGGCAGCGCAACGAUGAGCUGAUCAUCGACUGGCUGAUGGAGAUGAAGCACGAGGAGUACGCCCAGCUGUUCAUUGCCGCCGGCUACGACUUGCCCACGAUCGCCCGCAUGACCCCGGAGGAUCUCACCGCCAUUGGUAUCAAGAAUCCGCACCAUCGCGAACGCAUCAAGCAGCGCAUCGACAAGCUGCAAGUGCUCGACAAUCUGCCCCACUUUGUGCCGGGUUCUAUCGAGGAAUGGCUGCAGCUGUUGCGGCUGGAGGAGUACAUACAGCCCCUGUUGGAGCAGAACUACAAGACGGUGCGCGAUGUGACCCAAGUGACAUGGGAGGAUCUCGAGGAUAUUGGCAUCGUCAAGCUGGGCCACCAGAAGAAGAUCCUGCUGGCCAUCAAGCGGGUCAAGGACAUCAUUAGCGGCAAAUGGAAUCCAGGCGGUGCCAAUGCAUACCAACAGCAGGAGUACCAGCGGAAGCCAUGGCAAUUUAAUGUGCCCAUACCAAGUACGCCAUCCUAUGUGCCAACCACUCGCGUCUCCUGGGACGACACGAAAAUCUAUGCCACCAGCAAUGUGCUGAAUGCCACUGCCCCUGCGGGCAGCCUGUGCCUGGGGCAGGGGAGCAGCAGUAGCGGCAGCGGCAGCUGCAGCAGCAGCAACAACGGAGAUGCCUACUACUGCACGGGCAGCAAUCACGAGUGUUGCUCGGGCAACGAUGUGGUGCUCAUUAAGGUACGUCAGCCACGUGGCAAGAGCCUGGAAUCGCUGGAGGACAUACACGACAACAGCACCCGCAGCCAUUUGACCUUUAGCCAUUACACGACCACGGACUACGGCCACUUUGGGCCACCCACAACGGCAGCGGCUGCCGCAGCCAUGGCCGCUGCAGCCACGCUCCAGCAGCAGCACCACCAUCAGCAACUGUUGCAACAGCAGCAGGCGGCGGCAGCCCGUUUACUGGGGAGCAAUGCGGCAGCCAUGGCCUGGCGGCGCUCCUACGACGACGGCGACAUUACACCCACCAAUGAUGCCACACGGGAGCUGCUCUACGAGGAAGGUGGUGGCACAUUGCCGCGGCAGCAGCGUGGAAUCCUGCAGAGAGCCGUGCUGAACACGAUGCCACCCUUGGAGCAUCAUCACUAUAUGAAUGCGGCGGCGGCAGCCGAGUACGGGGCAGCCAGCGGCGGCGAAGGAGGAGCGAACUAUCUAAGUGGCAGCCCGUUGAGUGGAAAGAAGAUUGCACCAGAGCCGCCCCGACGGCACUGCAGCAUACGCAACUCCCGCACGCUGAGCGGAGAGGGAGGUGCAGCCGGCUCAGUCCAACAGCCCCAGCAACAGGCAGUGGGCUCCCAACAGCAGCAGCAGCAGCAGGCGCAACAAAUGUUCUACUGGCAGCAACAGCAGGCAGCGGCCGCAGCAGCCGCGGCAGCGGGCAGCCAACAGCCGAUCUAUGCGAACUAUGCCACCAUACAGCAGACCACGGCGGAGAUACACUGCGAGAAAUACCACGACAAUAAGUCCACUUCCAGUAUCGAUUCGAUUGACACGAUACCGUUUGCCAACGAGAACACGGGCACGAUCAAGCAGCGGCAGUUGAACCGGCAAGAGUUGGGACAGGCCAGUGCAGGCGCCACAACCCUUCCCGGCAGCCAUCCACCCCACCUGCACUCCUCCAGCUCCAGUUCCAGCUCCUCCUCAACCAACACUAUUGCCAACAUUGCGCACUCGUUCCACUCGCUCAAAUCUUCGAGUUCGCUACACGACGCUACUCUGGCGCGGAGCGAGAGCAUGGGCAGCACGGCCAGCGGAGGCAGUGCCCUGCAUCUGCGCUCCCCCACCCUGGACGCAGGCGCAGGAGGGGGAUCGUCAGCGUCAAUGCCAGCGUGCGGCGGCGGUGGCGGCGGCGAUGCAAUGGCUUCGCCCGAGACAGCUGCCCCAGUGACGAGUGUGCCGCCGAAGGUGUCGGUGAAUGUGCUGAACGAUAUUGGCAACAUGCUGGCCAAUCUCACGGACGAGCUGGACGCCAUGCUCGAGGAGGAGAAGCGUGUGGGCCUCAACAUUGACAGUGAAUGAGCGGAGCGAAUAAAUAUAAUUAGCAGUUUCCUUAUGAUUCAACACAAUCAACACUCCAAUCAAACAUCAACAAAUCGUAGUGUAGCUGAAUUUUUGGGUAGAACUUGUGACGUGUUGUGUCCCUUUGAUGUGUUUUAUGUACUUUAAGUUUAAAUUGUUUUACACAAUUUUCAUUGUUUUUUUUUUUUUAUACAAAUCUGCGUAUGAAGAAGGAUCGUACCCCAUUGUGGGGCGGGGAAUAAGAAAAACUAAAACUUAUGGAUGAGAUAUGUAUACUUUUGUACUUUCCCCUUUCUAUGAAUGUUGUUAACAAAAACGAAAUAAUGGAUAUAUCUAGACGGAACGAUGAAUCAAGCGCAAAAUGCAUAUAUGCAGACCUUGCAUAGUUAAUAUCUAGCGUAAAAUAUAUAAAUCGAUAUAUAAAUAAAUAUUUAAACGAAAACAUUUAUAUGGGCAAGUAUUUAGUGGUUUUGAUACUAUAUACUGCAGCAAAGGCAACAAAUGAACCACAAGGCACACACUUAAACACACACAAAUCAUAGAAAAGAAAGAACUACUACUACGAAAUCCCCUUCAGACAAUUACAAAUUGCAUUUAUCAGUCAUUUUUUUAAAUUUAAUUAUUGACAUAACGAGUAUGUUCAAUUUUUGUUGAAAACAGCAGCCCGCACAGACAUUCUUCUGUUUCGUUAUGAUUACAACUGAAAUCAAACUAUAUAAAGUGAAUGUAUAAUUAAGUGUUAUUCCAUACAAAGUAAAAAGAUGCAUUAUAUAAAAUAUAAAUCUUAUAUUAGCGUUAUAUUAAGCAAAAGAAUGAGACAAACCCCAAGCGAAAAGGUUUGGAAGAAGAGCAGAGAAAUUGGGGAAGACGAAUUGAUCUUUAUAAAUUAUGUUUACUGCGGGCAUGAGUGCUGAAUAGCAUUUAGAAUUCCAAUGAAUCGCCUUCUUUUCAUCAUUAUAAUUUACUUAAAUAAAAAUGUUGUAGCAAACAAAUCUAUCUUUUGAGUUGUAUUCUUAUACGUUUUCGGUUUUCUAUUUUCUGUUAAUGGCGCGGAGUGAAAAAUUAGUUGUGUGCGCAUAUCAUUAGUAAAUGGAAAUUGAGUAUUCGACUUAUAAACGCAUAUAAAGAAACGUAAACGAAAUA
Drosophila obscura is the source of this 4560-nucleotide messenger RNA. RefSeq names its product caskin-2 (gene ckn). Lineage: Eukaryota; Metazoa; Arthropoda; Insecta; Diptera; Drosophilidae. Gene Ontology annotation, biological process: axonogenesis; cell surface receptor protein tyrosine phosphatase signaling pathway. Bases 619 to 3417 code for a protein of 932 amino acids. Gene Ontology annotation, molecular function: protein phosphatase binding; signaling adaptor activity. The transcript is spliced from 6 exons. The record is from RefSeq and is a predicted model, not a curated record. Gene Ontology annotation, cellular component: axon; focal adhesion.